AGUUUAGUUUCAACAUUCGUCGGUUACAGACGCGAUUCUUGAUCAACGUUCAUUUUUUAAAAAAAAUAUAGUACAAUCAGCUGAUUAACGAUAAGGGCAUUAAUGUGAUUAAUAUAUAGAAAGAGAAUUUGCAAUAACGAUAAGGAGACUUUAUAUAAAGAAAAUUCGAGUGUAAGCGUUUAAAAAAAACUCAAAUGAGAAAUAAAUUUGGAUUUUAAUGGUCAAUUAAAUUGAAUUAGCCUUCGCAAAAACGAUACAGAUUGAGAAUUCAGACAGCAUUCUUUAAUAGAUUUUUUUUUGUUGCAACUAUUGCGAUCUUCUUCCUCUACUUCGCACAUACAAUUGAUCUACACAUCAAGCGAACCGAAUCAUGGCAGACUCACCAACAGGUCGCAAAAGUAGUAUUCCCAUAUUAAAGCAGACCAACAAAACAAAAUCAUUUCAAUCAUACGUGAAUCUACAUUUAAAUGAAGAGUUGAACAACGAGCAGCAAAAGAGUCGAUCGCCAUCAACGUCGCCAACUGAAAAUGUACAUCCAAAAUUGCCAUUGAAUAGAGCUCAAAUGAAACAGAACCUUCCAAAAUUGGAAAUUGACAACGAUAUCGUUAUAACGAAAUUGUGUGAUGAAAAUAAACGUUUAAAAGACCAUCAGACUCAAUUGAUAUCUAAAUAUGAAGAAGCAUUACGUGAAAAUAUGGAAAUACAAAACAAGAAUGAUGAGUUACAACGGGAACUGACGCAUUUGAGACGAGAUAAUGCCGAAAAAUUGCAUUUGCAAAAGACUAUUGAAAAUUUGCAGAAGCAACAAAUUGACAUGGUUGAGAAGAAUAAGAAGCUACAAAAGAAAUUGGAAGAGAUUUUACCUGAAAGCAUUAAGGAUGAAGUGUCCUUUGAGUCAUCAAGAGGUUUAAUAAACAGCGGCUCAAGUUUAGAUUUAAUGAUGGAACUUGAGAAAUUGAAAUCUUAUCUAAACAAUGUUGAGUUACAGCUAUAUGAGGCAAAUGAACACAUUUCAGAUCUUCUCGAAAAGAAACAAGAACUGGAAGCUGACAAUCUUACACUCAAAUCAGAAACUGCCGAACUUAAAAAUCUCACAAAAUUGAUGCAAGCAAAUAUGUAUGAGACAUUAAGCACCAGUAAAAGAAUGGAAGAAACUUUCUUGCGCGUUAAAUUAGAACGCGAUGAACUGAUUAAAAGACACAAUCGAGAUUCGACUGAUGGCAAAGCAACAACCGUAACGGAAGAAAUUGCCAAUCUGAAAACGGAACUGAAGCGACAAAAGGCUCAUUAUGAGGCACAAUUUAUAGAAUAUAAGCAGAAUGUAGAAAAAGAAAUGGAAGAGCGAAUAAAUUCGGAAGUCGAGUCUCUAAAAAUUCAAGUACAACUUCUCGAGAUCGAAUUAGAAACGUCAAGGAAUCGAGCUGAGAAUGCAGAAGAGGAGCUUCGACAAUUUAAGGCAACAAUAAGACUUAGUGCUAAAAUGGAUUUUACAGCUACAGAUUCUGAAAUUGAGAAACCAAAAAUGGUUCCUCCUCCUCCUCCUCCUCCUCCUCCACCCCCACCGAUGUUCGAUUUCGGAACUCAAGUUACAAUUAGAUCAAGGUCGAAUUCACAGACUGAACAGUCACUAAGUGAUGCCAUCAGUAAUGCUCAAAAUACAUUAACUAAUACAAGUUCUAGGAAAAAUAUGAAGGCAUCAACAGGUCUAGAAGCUGUAAUUGCUGAUCUAAAAAGCGGUAAGGUGACAUUGAGAAGACGACAGAAAGUCACAAUUCCAACAUCGCCAAAAGACGAAUACAGCAAUAUUUAUAAUUUACUAGAAAAGAAUCAAAAUCAAAACCGCAUGAGCAAGAAGAUGAUUGAGAAUGAGCUGUCCACAGUUUUUAAGAAAUUUAAUCUUAAUUUAUGAAAUUAACUUAGAAUCAAGGAGUUGGGGAUAUGAGUGGGUCGAUGGUUAUGAUAGAAUUGUUUAUAGCAAAAUAUUGACGAUUUAAAAAAUAUUUCGAGUUGUAAAUUGAUUAAAUCUAUCGAAUAUUGAAUUAGUUCUCGGAUUUAGAAUGGAAAAAAAACCUUAGGACUUACUAUUGAGAUAAUCCAAUUAUAGAAAAGAUAUACUCAAGAAAUAGAUUUCUUGACUAUCAACUACGAUUGAACCAAUAAAUUAAUCAAAAAUUUAAAAUUGACAUAAAAUCAACAAUAAAGCGAAUAAAAGCCAGAAAACUCUGCAAAAUGAUGACAAAUACUUUCUCUAAAACACAAAGUUGUUGAAUAACGACACGUCCAAAUAUCAUGACAUUCAUCAUAAUCAAAGAUCAUUCAAUUCCUGACCAUAUCACAUUACUUAAUUUAUUUUGUAUCAAAAUUUAAAGUUUAUAGAUUUUUUUUAAAUAAAAUUUAAAUUUUAUUUUAUACUUUCUCACCAUAAAAUUUGUAUUUUUGUUUUAUUUUCUACAUAAAAUUAAAGUUUAUUUACUGAAUUUGCAAAUUUGUAAAUUUGUAAAUACAUCGAUUAUCUCCAUUCUGCAAAAUAAAUUGACUUUGGUUUAUUUGAAAAUUCUCUCAGAUUGUUCAUCUAAAUUGCAAAAAAUGGGAUUAUUUGUCUUGAUUAGAAAGAAAUGCAUGGGAGCAUUAAGUUAAGGCACUAAUUUUCAUGAUAUAUAUAUCUUGUUCUUCUACAUAUCUCCUUGAUUUUGAUUUUUAAAAAUACGAGUUUUGAUUUUUUUUUUCAAAUUGGGAAAUUUACAUUUUUAGAGCAUUAUUGUAUAGAUUGUAAAGUAAGUAGCUCUUUUUCAGUUUGUACACUAUCGACUACAAUUUUUGGAGGUUCCUUAAUUUGCUGUUCUGUGUUGGAACCUCAAUAAGAAUCUAAUAAAAUCUCUCAUUCCAAGACUUAAGGAGUUAUCCACAAAUGACGAAAAAGAUUUAGUAACAGCAUAAGGUGGGAGGGGUCUCAAAAAUCCAUAAUAAUUAUGGACGUCAUUAAUGAACAACCCCUGUAUUAUAUAAAGCUAUAUAUAAUAGCUAUCUUUUAUAAAAUAUUAAUAAUAUAUGUAAAUAUAAAGCUCAACAUUACAAUACAUUACACAUUCGUUUGUCCUAUUCAUUUUUCCUACAUAAAUCAUGUCAAAUUUUGGUAUACAUACGAUAAUAAUAAUAUUUAUAUAAUUAAUUAAUUAAUUUAAAAUUUGCUUUGGAUAAUUACGAUAACGAAAGAUUGGAAGAGAUCGUGCGCAAAAAUAUGUUAAAAUGAAUUUAAAUAAUUAUUUAAUUUUUAAGAUCACAGUGAUGUGAAAGGAAGUAAAAUCUAUCGAUUCCAACUGUCUUUAUGGUGACAUCGGAGAUUUAGAAUUUCUCGAUGGUUUUGGAGGUGGAAUCGGGGGUGAUUUCUUGCUUAAUCUUGCUUCCAUUUCACUUAUCACUUCCCUAUUUCUAAUUUCCAAAACCUCAUAAUGACUACUGUUGUUACUGUUCUCAUGUAUGGUAAAGUCAUGAUUUGGAAGUGCGGGUAGUGGUCGAUUCUCAAAGUAAUCUUCUGAGCCUCCUGAUACUCUCAUUGCUACUGAGUAUUGUGAUUCAUCUGUUAAUGAUAAAUGUCCAAUAUCUGAAUCACGAUGCUUUAGUGGAAGUGGUGGCGGUGCUAAAUCCUCUUCGGAUGUUUGUGAAUCUGUAGUAACUGUAAAGACAUUAUUGUAUUAAUUAACUUCUUCAAUUAAAAGCUUAUAUCUUACUUAUUGAAUUUCUGCUGUUGCUACUUUCGCCCGAAACUGAUACUGUAUCGACUUUUAUAAGUCCAGUUCCAUUACUACUUGUGGUUAUGAUGCUUUGUGUUCGCGACAAUCGCUUUUCUUUUUCAGCUUCGGAUCUCAAAGGC
Molecule: messenger RNA, 3871 nt
Organism: Chironomus riparius
Lineage: Eukaryota; Metazoa; Arthropoda; Insecta; Diptera; Chironomidae
Source: the annotation of a GenBank genome assembly